AUGGCGUUGGAUCGCUAUGUAGCCAUCUGCCAUCCCCUGCGACAUUCAACCAUUUUGACAAGUGUCACGCUGACCAAACUUGUCCUAGCCAUCGUUCUGCGUGGUGGAAUGAUCACAUUGCCCUGCGUCCUCCUAGCAAGGCAGUGGUCAUAUUGUGGAACUAACAUGGUCCCCCUGCCUUACUGCGUGCACAUCACUGUGGUGGGGUUGGCUUGUGGUGACACCCGAGCCAGUAGUUACUACGGCCUCUUUGUGCUAUCUUGUAUUAAUGGUCUAGAUGUGAUUUUUAUUGUUGUGUCCUAUAUUCCAAUCCUCAGGGCCAUCUUCAGACUCCCCACAAAGGACGCCCGGAUCAAAACAUUCAAGACCUGCAUCUCUCAUCUCUGUUCCAUUUUAGUGUUUCACAUCCCAGCUCUCUACUUCUCCUUCUCGGGACGAUUUGACAAGAAGAAGCCUCACCCUGUCCAAAUUCUUAUUGCCGUCAUGUACUACGUCAUGCCCCCCAUGUUGCACCCCAUCAUCUAUGGUGUGAUGACUAAACAGAUCUGGGGUCGGAUGCUUCAUUGCUUUGUCCACAAAGGCUCCUAA
This is a messenger RNA of Pelodiscus sinensis (Chinese soft-shelled turtle), 588 nucleotides long. NCBI's taxonomy places the organism in Eukaryota, Metazoa, Chordata, Testudines, Trionychidae. The record is from RefSeq and is a predicted model, not a curated record.